AUGUACAAGGAUUCGGUCGAGCCACCGAACCCACUUGCCCGAGCAAAGGCGGUCUACAACAGAGUCGUCUCGCGGACGCUUGCCAAUGGAACCACUACGGCAUCAUACUAUGCCACGAUACACGUGGCUGCCACCAACCUACUGGCCGACACUGCGUUUGCCCGAGGACAACGAGCUUACAUUGGACGAGUGUGCAUGGACCGGCCCGAGACAUGCCCGGAUUACUACCGAGACGAGAGUACGGAUGAGACGAUAGCCAAUACACAAGCGAGCAUCGACCAUUGCAAGUCGCUGGAUCCUUCUGGGGAGCUGUUGGCACACAUCGUCACACCCCGCUUUGCUCCCAGCUGUCUGCCCGAAACACUGUCGCGGCUGGGUGAGCUGGCAAAGGACCAAAAUCUUCGAGUGCAGACGCACAUUUCGGAAAACCUGAAUGAGAUCAAACUCGUCAAGCAGCUGUUUCCGGACCAGGCUAGUUAUAGUGACGUCUACGACCACCAUGGGCUGUUGACGCCACGCACCAUUCUAGCCCACGCCAUCCAUCUCAGCAGAGACGAGAUGAGACUGAUCAAAUGCAGAGAAGCAAAGAUCAGCCAUUGUCCCGCCAGCAACAGCGCGCUGGGUAGUGGCUUCUGCCCCGUACGAGUAUUGUUGGAUGAAGGGCUCGAGGUUGGUCUGGGGACGGACGUCAGCGGUGGAUAUAGCUCCAGUAUCCUCGAUGCGGUCCGCAACGCUUGCAUGGUGAGUCGCCAUGUCAGCUAUCUCCAUGAUGGUGAUGGGAGAUACAAUGUUGGUGUUGCCGAGGCACUGUGGCUGGCCACCGUGGGCGGGGCAAAGGUGGUCGGCAUGGAAGGGCGGCUAGGCAGGUUUGAGGUAGGGAUGCUGUGGGAUGUUCAAGAAAUCGUCCUGGGCAAUGUCGACUCGAAUGGCGAUGGAGAUGAUGCGGAAGUGGACGUCUUUGGCUGGGAGAGCUGGGAAGACCGCGUCGACAAGUGGGUGUGGAAUGGGGACGAUAGGAAUGUCCGGCGGGUAUGGGUUGGUGGCAGGUUGGUUCAUGAGAGGCGGUGA
Exophiala dermatitidis NIH/UT8656 is the source of this 1068-nucleotide messenger RNA. RefSeq lists its product as uncharacterized. Gene Ontology annotation, molecular function: guanine deaminase activity; zinc ion binding. Bases 1 to 1068 code for a protein of 355 amino acids. Lineage: Eukaryota; Fungi; Ascomycota; Eurotiomycetes; Chaetothyriales; Herpotrichiellaceae. Gene Ontology annotation, cellular component: cytosol. The transcript has a single exon. Gene Ontology annotation, biological process: guanine metabolic process. The record is from RefSeq and is a predicted model, not a curated record.